This is a messenger RNA of Megalops cyprinoides (Indo-Pacific tarpon), 512 nucleotides long. It is a transcript of the gene emp3a, whose product is annotated as epithelial membrane protein 3. Gene Ontology annotation, cellular component: plasma membrane. The transcript has 4 exons. The record is from RefSeq and is a predicted model, not a curated record. Lineage: Eukaryota; Metazoa; Chordata; Actinopteri; Elopiformes; Megalopidae. Bases 1 to 498 code for a protein of 165 amino acids.
AUGGCGUUCCUGCUCAUGUCUGUGACUCUGCUGCACUUGAUCACGUUGGCCAUGCUCUUCAUCGCCACCAUGGAGAAGUCCUGGUGGGUUUGGGAUGAAGUGAAGAACUCAGACCUCUGGUAUAACUGCAUGUUCGAUAACACCACAGGAUCCUGGCUGUGUGCGUCUGCUGGAGAGAAUGAAUGGCUGCAGAGUAUCCAGGCCCUGAUGGUUCUGUCUGUGGUCUUCUCCUCCAUUUCCUUCCUGGUCUUCCUGGUUCAGCUCUUCACUCUCUCUAAAGGAGGGCUCUUCUACUUCACCGGCCUGUGCCAAGUCUGUGCAGGUCUCACGGAUUUCGCUGUCUGCCUCAUCUACACCCUGCGGCACAGGGACAUCCUGCAGGACUCCGGAGAGGAGUGGGCGGGGCACUUUGGCUACUGCUUUAUCCUGGCGUGGAUCUGUGUGCCCCUCCUGCUGAUCAGUGGGGUCCUCUACGUCCACCUGCGCAAGAAAGAGUGACAGUGGCUCGGGGG